This is a messenger RNA of Cucumis melo (muskmelon), 1121 nucleotides long. RefSeq lists its product as uncharacterized. Lineage: Eukaryota; Viridiplantae; Streptophyta; Magnoliopsida; Cucurbitales; Cucurbitaceae. The record is from RefSeq and is a predicted model, not a curated record. The transcript has 5 exons. The coding region runs from base 145 to 963 and encodes 272 amino acids.
UCUUAUUUGAACAAUUUUCUCAUUUAAAUAUCUCCACCCUACAGCUCUACACAUAUACUAAAGUAAAAUUGAAACUACUUUUCUUCUUCUUCUCAUUACAAAAAACACUUUGGAGGACAUUGAAGAAAAAGAAAAAGAAGAGCUAUGGUUCAUAAUUUGGUUGCUGUUUCUCUUCAACUCCCACAGCUUAUCAUCAAUCCAAAUUACAAGCUUACAUCAAAAUGUUAUGUUCAUCACAAAAAGAAGCAUUACUAUUAUUAUUAUUCUAAUUUCAUUUGCUUUGCAUUGAAAAAGAAUAAUAAUAGUAAUUGUAGUAAUAAUAAUAAUCAAAAUCAAAAUCCUCCAAUUUUCUCUCUCAAAUUCUCCAGUUUCCAUCCACUUUCUGAAUCUCCUCAGGCUUCCUUUGAUGAUUACAUUGAAGAUGAAGGUAGAUUGUUGAGAGCCACUUUUGCUGGAAAAAGUGAAAAAAUCAGCCAGGAUGGUUGGAGAGUUGAAAUGCCAACUUUCCAAGUGCUUUUCUUGAAGGUGAGCCCAGUAGCCGAUGUAAGAUUAAGUUGCAAAAGCUGUACAAAAGAUACCCCUAUUCAUAUUCCUCACAAUGUCUCCAAAUUUAUUGACCUUCAAUUGAUGGGAUGGGAAUUGAAGGGAUUGAGCAAAGAUUUCAAGGAACCAAAGAUAAGAAUCAAUGUAAAAGGAGCAAUGUAUGCAGAGAGAACAAAAUCAAAAAGUGUUCUCGCAAAUAAUUUGCUUCUGAAUCUUUACAACUUGGCUCCCCCAAAACCCAUUGAUUUCUUUGCACAAGAUUUCCUUCAACCUCUUGCUGAAAAGGGAUUGAAGGGAAUGAUGGAAGAAGUAAUGAAAGAAUUUGCAGAAAAUUUGCUAUUGGAUUACAACAAAUACAAGAAGGAGAAACAAAAGAAGAAUGAAGUGGUUCCUUCCACUUCCACUUCCACCCAUUUAUAGCUAAUUAUACUCUUCCCUAUUUUUCUCAAAUUCAACACCAUCAACCUUUUUCCAAUAUUAUUGUAAAACUAUUUGCAAAGUUAAAUCAAUUUUUCAAAUAUAUAUAUAAAGAUCCACUUUUUUUUCUUUAUUUAUUUAUAAAAUAUACUUGUUGUGUU